Sardina pilchardus (European sardine) is the source of this 1673-nucleotide messenger RNA. Its product is annotated as CD209 antigen-like protein C. Gene Ontology annotation, molecular function: signaling receptor activity. Bases 192 to 1088 code for a protein of 298 amino acids. The transcript is spliced from 7 exons. NCBI's taxonomy places the organism in Eukaryota, Metazoa, Chordata, Actinopteri, Clupeiformes, Clupeidae. The record is from RefSeq and is a predicted model, not a curated record.
AAAGAGAAGAUGCACUUACAGCGAAUGGACCGCAACAUAUACUCUUGGCAAAGACGGCGAAGCAGAGAGGGCAUUUAUUUGCGUUUUUCUCUGGGGCAUGGUGAAGAAUUCGAUGUGAAGCGGCAUGGUGCAAGUAUACAUGUAUUUAAAGUAGAACACCGCAAGUGAUUGUGAAACAAAUCUACUAAGACAUGCCGAACAGGUCAAAACCUCAUGGGGAUACCAGAAGGAGAGGGGAUUUAUACAUUGAGGAGAUGGCCUCACAGAGAGACUUAAGACAACAUUGUGGAAAAGGAUAUGGUGGUGUCUACAAGCUGGCUGGUGUAUGUUUUGGUGUACUGUCUAUUCUGCAAGCAGCACUUAACGUCUCACUACGCCUUUACUUUCACACCUGUGUAGUGACCAAUACCAGCUGGAAUGAAGACAACGAGUCGCUUAUGGCUGCAACCAGCUACAACUACUUAACCACAGAGAGAGACCAGCUAUUGGCCAACUUCACAAACCUGAUGACAGAGAGAGACCAACUAUUGGCCAAUUUCACAAACCUGAUGACAGAGAGAGACCAGCUAUUGGCCAAUUUCACAAACCUGAUGACAGAGAGAGACCAACUACUGGCUAAUUUCACAACCCUGAUGACAGAGAGAGACAAUCUUCAGAGAAAUCUCUCUAAACUUGAAGCUGGCAGCGCUCAUGGCUGGAAAUAUUUUAGCUCCAGCUUCUACUUCAUCUCUUCUGAGCGCAGGACCUGGAAGGAGAGUAGGCAUAACUGCAAAGAGAGGAGCGCCGAUCUAGUGGUCAUAAACAGCAGAGAGGAACAGAAUUUUGUAGUUGACUUUGGGAGAAAAAUGGGAUACAUUCUAUGGAUGGGAGCAACAGACCAUGACAGAGAAGGAUUUUGGCAAUGGGUGGAUGGCACUUUAGUCAUUACUGGGUACUGGAUGAAUAACCGACCAGAAAACGGCUUAAUGGGAGAGGAUGAGGAUUGUAUCACUCUCCAGCCUGCCAAAUAUAACCCAUUACAAACCUGGGCUGAUGUCUCCUGUGACCUCAAACUUCACUGGAUCUGUGAGAAAGUUGCACAUCUUUAGCUGUUGUCCCAAAUCCUAUAACAUAGGAACACGGAUGAAUACCCAUAAUGAAAAGCUAUAGCCUACUGACCGUGUGCACCCAUAGGAAUAUGCACUGUGUAUUUUGAAUCUUGAAAUGUUUUUGUUGCUGUUUCACUGUCAUCAAAUACAACCCCAAAUCAGAAAUCAGAUAUAAAACAAUAUAAUUAUCUGCAAAUCUCUUUAACUCGUAUAUAGUUGCAAAAAGGAUACAGAUAAGACAUAUCAAAUGUUGAAAAUGACAAAUUUGACAAUUUCAUGGUAAAUAUGUUCAUUUUGGAUUCGAUAGGCCUAUGUUUCAAAUUCAUUCAUGUUGGGAUGGUGUAACCUGCGAACCGGAGUGGGCGUGCCAUUCUGCUAUUCAGAUGGGAAAAGGCUAAAAGCAUUUCCGUCCAAGUCGACUGUUGCCAUGAGUAAACAAAAUGAGUCAACUAGCAUUGCACUGCAGAUGUUGACUAGCAUUUUAAACAGCUAAUUUCAGCCGUAUUUAUGGGACAACUGUUCAUAUCAUUCUCCUGUUUAUGCACUCAUUUUACUGUAUCAUCAUCAUGUGCUCAUUUUACUAAA